GGGGCCGCCAGGUCGCCCGGCUCCCGCGCGGCGGAGGCGCCUUCCAACGGCGAGUGCUGGGCCAAGGAGAAGAGCGGCAAAGCUUUGGAUUUGUUCUCGCAUUUCAGCCCCGAGCCCGGCGAGGAUGGAGCCAACCUGAUCGACAGGUCGAGGGAGGGCAAAGCCAAGGAGAAAUCGCUGGCUGGGCCGUCCCUGGCUGCGUCCCCCACCCCCGUGGAUGGCAAAGAGCCCCUGGGAGAAACCACCGAGGGCUUGGAUCCUGCUUUCCCCUCCCAGUUCCGUGCUGGUGACGGAUCCCACCCCGUCCCCUGCAUCAAAAAGGAGGAGUCGGACUCGGAGGAGGCUCCAGGCAGGAGCUCCAGCCCCAAGGGCUUGGUCUUGGAUCACCUCAAAUCCGUCACCGUGCGUUAUUCCGCCGGGGAUUCUCCGGUGGCGCCGUGGCCGGGCUCGGAUUCCGGCAUUGACGCCGCAGCCGAGCUCAAACAUUCGCCGCGGAGCCCUCGGGAAUCCUUCUCCUCUCCUGGGAUUCCCAUCCCUCCUUCCUCUCCCAAACUCCUGAAGGAAGAGCGGGAAAUGCUGGAGAAAUCCAUGAGGAGCCCCCCGAGCGUCUCCAGCGGCGAGGAAGAGGAGGAGGAGGAAGAGGAGGAGGAGGAAAACACCAACUCGCCGUCCUCCAGCUCCUCGCGGCCGCUCAAAGUGCGCAUCAAAACCAUCAAAACCUCCUGCGGCAGCAUCACCAGGACGGUCACCAGGGUGAGCUCCGACUCGGAGCCGCCCUCUGGCAAAACCCCCGGCGAGCAGAAUGCCCAGGAAACCCCGGAAAACGUGGGGACGGGCACGGAGACAGCGCCCAAGGAAAAAUCCGAGCUCUCCAGCCCUCUGAAAAACACAGAAGGGCCCAAAAUCGUCAGCGUGCAGCUGGGCAACGGCACCAAGCUGAAGGGCACGGUGCUGCCCGUGGCCACCAUCCAGAGCGCCAGCAGCGCCAUGCUGAUCGCCGCCAGCGUGGCCCAGCAGAAAUCCGUGGUUCUCCCGGCCAAAUCCGGCAAAUCCGUGGCUAAAAACAUCCUCAACUUGGUGCCGCAGCCCCUCCCUAAGAGCGACGGCAGGACCAACGGCGCCGCCAAAACCAACGGCGCGGCGCUGCCGAAAUCAUCGCCGAGCGUUGCCGGCACCGUCAUCUCCCGCAGCCAGUCCAGCCUGGUGGAGGCUUUCAACAAAAUCCUCAACAGCAAGAACCUGCUGCCCACCUACAAACCCAACCUGAGCCCCCCGGCCGAGUCCAGCCUGGCGCUGCCGCCGCUGGGCUACCGCUGCCUGGAGUGCGGCGACGCCUUCGCGCUGGAGAAGAGCCUGGCGCGGCACUACGACCGGCGCAGCAUGCGCAUCGAGGUCACCUGCAACCACUGCACCAAGCGCCUGGUGUUCUUCAACAAGUGCAGCCUGCUGCUGCACGCCCGCGAGCACAAGGACAAGGGGCUGGUGAUGCAGUGCUCGCACCUGGUGAUGCGGCCCAUCGCCCUGGAGCAGAUGAUCGGCCAGCCCGACAUCACCCCGCUGGUGUCCGUGGCGCUGCCGGCCGGCAAGGUGGCUCAGGACGGAGGGGGGUUGGUGCAGGAGGUGCCAGUGCUGCCUCUGGGGUCAGAGCAGAGCAGCUACAGCUGCUUCAGGUGCUUGGAGUGUAAGGAGCAGUGCAAGGACAAAGCGGGGCUGGCGGCGCAUUUCCAGCAGGUCGGGGUGGCCGCCAGCAGCAGCAGCACGGUGUGCUCGGCGUGCCCCAUGAUCCUGUCGAACCGCUGCAGCUUCAGCGCGCACCAGCGCAUGCACCGCAGCCGCCCGCCCCACGUCUGCCCCGAGUGCGGCGGCAACUUCCUGCUGGCCAACUUCGAGGGGCACCUCAAGGACUCCUGCCUGCACUUCUCCCGCAGGGUGGGAUACAGGUGUCCCAGCUGCUCCGUGGUGUUCGGCGGCGUCAAUUCCAUCAAGUCCCACAUCCAGAGCUCUCACUGCGAGGUUUUCCACAAAUGCCCCAUCUGCCCCAUGGCCUUCAAAUCCGCGCCCAGCGCCCACGCCCACGUGUACACCCAGCACCCUGGCUUCAGCAACCAGCAGUCCAAGUACUGCACGGAGGGCAAGCGCACCUUCAGCAGCCGCCUGAUCCUGGAGAAGCACAUCCAGGUGCGCCACGGGCUGGAGAGCCCCGACCCCGCCCGCAGCCAGGAGGUCGUCAUCGCCCGGGGCCCCGCCCAGGAUGCCGCCGGAGGAGCCCAGGGGGGUUUGCUGGAGUGCAAAGUGUGCGGGAGGGGGUUCGAGAGCCAGCUCAACCUCAAGACGCAUUUCCGGACCCAUGGAAUGGCGUUUAUCCGCGCCCGGCAGGGCAACGAGGAGAACUGAGCGUUCCAGGGAAUCCUGGAAUUCCUGGAAUUCUGGGAUCGGCGUUAUCCGCGCCCAGGCAGGGCAACGAGGAGAACUGAGAGCCUGGGGGGGGCGUCAGGAAUCCCGGGAAUUCCCAGAGUCUGGGAUCGGCUUCGUGGAGGAGAACUGAGCGUUCCCAGCAAUCCUGGGAUCGGCGUUAUCGGGGCCAGGCAGGGCAACAAGGAGAACUGAGAGUUCCUGGGAAUCCGGGAAUUCCUGGAAUUCUGGGAUCGGCGGGGCCAGGCAGGGCAACGAGGAGAACUGAGAUCCUGGGAAUCCGGGAAUUCCUGGAAUUCUGGGAUCAGCGGGGCCAGGCAGGGCAACGAGGAGAACUGAGAUCCUGGGAAUCCGGGAAUUCCUGGAAUUCUGGGAUCAGCGGGGCCAGGCAGGGCAACGAGGAGAACUGAGAUCCUGGGAAUCCGGGAAUUCCUGGAAUUCUGGGAUCAGCGGGGCCAGGCAGGGCAACGAGGAGAACUGAGAGUUCCUGGGAAUCCUGAAAUUCUGGGAUUCCCAGAAAUCUGGGAUUGGUGUUAUCAGGGCCAGGCAGGGCAACGAGUUGAACUGAACUGAGAGUUCCUGGGAAUCCUGGAAUUCCUGGAAUUCCGGGUUUGGCUUCAUGGAAGAGAACUGAGCGUUCCCAGGAAUCCUCGAAUCCUGGAAAUUUGGGAUUUUGGGAUUGGCUCCCAAACCGGCCCUGAGGAAAACUGAGCGUUCCUCUGAUUCUGGAAUUCUGGGAAUUCCUGGAAUUCUGGGAUUGGCUUCAUGGAGGAGAACUCAACAUUCCCAGGAAUUCUGGAAUUCCCGGAAUUCUGGGAUCGGCUUUGUCCGGGCCAAGCAGGGGGCUGAGGAGAACUGAGAGAUCCUGGGAAUCCUGGAAUUCCCAGAAAUCUGGGAAUUCUGGCAUCAGUUUCCAAAGCAGCCCGAGGGAGAACUGAGCGUUCCUGGGAUUUGGGAAUUCCGCGAAUUUUGGGAUUGGCUUCAUCCAGGAGAACUGAGCAUUCCCAGGAACUCUGGAAUCCUGGGAAUUCUGAAAUUCCAGGAAUUCUGGGGUUGGCUUUAUCCGAGCGAGGAGCCUCAAGGACAAGCUGAGCAUUCCCGGGAAUGUCAGAAUUCCCGGAAUUCCGGGA
Messenger RNA from Ficedula albicollis (Collared flycatcher), 3542 nucleotides. It is a transcript of the gene ZNF687, whose product is annotated as zinc finger protein 687. The record is from RefSeq and is a predicted model, not a curated record. The transcript is spliced from 5 exons. NCBI's taxonomy places the organism in Eukaryota, Metazoa, Chordata, Aves, Passeriformes, Muscicapidae. The annotation marks the transcript as partial.